Messenger RNA from Cetraspora pellucida, 372 nucleotides. NCBI's taxonomy places the organism in Eukaryota, Fungi, Glomeromycota, Glomeromycetes, Diversisporales, Gigasporaceae. The record is from the annotation of a GenBank genome assembly.
GAAGAACGUAAGAAGAAAACUAAGCAACUUACUAUUUGUCAAGAAGUUUCAUCUUCUAUUAAAGCAACUUAUGAGUCUGUUGUUCAAUUUCAAGAUCAAACGAAUGAAGAUAAUCAAAUUUCAAUUUAUAAAAAUAUUAAUAUAUACAAUUUGAAAAUGUCUAAAAGAAAACAUCUUCAAAGAGAAAAAGAUAGUGAAGAAGAAGUUAUUGAAGUAACUUCUAAAUUACAAAAAACAAAGGAUGUUGAAGAAACUCCUAUUGUUAAUUUAAAUGAAAUUUAUGAAUUUUACGCUAAACAAAAAAAAUGGAAACUUAUAAAGGAUGUUAAAGAAAAAUCUUUUAUUAAAGCUUUCCCUGAUAAACAACAAUAA